Messenger RNA from Chaetomium strumarium, 1032 nucleotides. RefSeq lists its product as uncharacterized. The transcript has 2 exons. The record is from RefSeq and is a predicted model, not a curated record. Bases 1 to 1032 code for a protein of 343 amino acids. Lineage: Eukaryota; Fungi; Ascomycota; Sordariomycetes; Sordariales; Chaetomiaceae.
AUGAUGACGUCACCGUUGAAGAAACAGCCUGAGGCUGUGGCGGAUAGAGUGCUCAAGAGGGCCGAAAUCAGCAAAAUGGCUAGGAGGUUGCAACAUCGGCUCGCCCUCGCCCAGUUUAAGACGAAACAUAACCUAGUCAAUGAGACAUUAGACAUGAUCGAGCCGAAGUUCGAACAGGAGAUGCGCCGCAGACGGCUGCAAGACGGCGAUAUCUUGUCCGACUCAUCCUCGAGUGCCUCUGAUCUCCCAUACCCGCACAGGACACUCAUGAGCUCGCCGCUCAAAGCUCCGCUGUUUUCGGAUGCCAUUGGGUCCAGCAGCGGCAGCACCGGUCACAGGAAACGCACCUACUUGGCCUCCUUCGAUGAAGCAGGUUCGAGUCCGAGCAAGCGGUUCCGCCAGUCCCCCACUGCGCACAGGCCGUUUUCUAGUCACCACCAAUUCACCCAGUCGUCGCCCAUAAAGCCGAGGCGGCAGCAGCACUUCACAACGUCGACUGGCCCUGAUCUGUCGUUCUACUCGGGAUCGAGACAAAUCAAUGAAGUCCUUACGUCGACAAAUUACGCAACCAAUUCGGAUGACGAGGACGACCUCCCGCUGCACUCGUUCCACGCUAGCCAUAUCCAUGUAUCGCCGCCCAGAACGCCUCCAAUGCGCAGCCGUAACCUGAUCAAGAAGACGAGGGAUAGGCCGGAGGUGAAUGAGAUUAAGUCUGGCGAGGAGGGUGCGGAUUUGCUUCUGUAUCUGGCAGCUUCGCCCUCACCCGCCAACCCGCCCAGGAACAGGAUGGAUCCUCCGUCGACACCGCCACCGAAGAACAAGCUGGCACUCCCGUCGUCCAUGAUGACUACCCCUGGCGGUGGCAACCCUUACCCAGCAACACCGGGUCUUGGCUUCGACUUUGCAGAGUUUCUUCACAUGACUCCCAGUCCGGCGCAAAAGCCUUGGAAGACACCCGUCAACCUAACCGGGGGCAAAACACCACGGAGCGUGGCAAGAAGACGGCUGACAUUCGAUGACAUGCCUUCUUGA